Trichoplax adhaerens is the source of this 534-nucleotide messenger RNA. RefSeq lists its product as uncharacterized. The record is from RefSeq and is a predicted model, not a curated record. NCBI's taxonomy places the organism in Eukaryota, Metazoa, Placozoa, Uniplacotomia, Trichoplacea, Trichoplacidae. The transcript has 3 exons. Gene Ontology annotation, molecular function: oxygen binding; heme binding. Bases 1 to 534 code for a protein of 177 amino acids.
AUGACUAAAAUCGAUAGUGAGAACCAUGUCAAAAGUAAAAAUGUUGUAACUGGCAAUGAUAUCAAAUCUUACUUAAAUUAUCAAGAACGCCAAGCAAUUAUUGAUUCCUGGAAUGCAAUCUCUACAGAAAAGCAAAAAUAUGGAACUAUCUUAUUCUUAAAACUAUUUGAAUUAGAACCUAGAGUUAAAAGCCUCUUUACCAUCUUCGAUUUCAAUGAACCGCUGGAAGAUAUUAUACAAUCGCCUCAUUUCCGUAGCCAUGCCAUGCGAUUUAUGCAAUCCUUGGAAACUGGAGUUUUAAUGGGCUUUGAUAAAGAAAGUUGUGAUUUUUUAUUUAAGUCUCUAGGAAGUCGCCAUCACUUUUACGAUCUUAAAAGUGAAUUUCUAGAUGUUAUUCCCGAGUGUAUCUUGCACACAAUAAAGAAAGGUUGCGGUAAUAACUGGAGUAACGAAACUGCUGAUGCAUGGAAAAUUGCAACUAAAGUUUUAUGCGAGCUAUUUCGGGAAGGACUAGAAACUAAGCCUAAGAAAUAG